This is a messenger RNA of Bemisia tabaci, 897 nucleotides long. Its product is annotated as small ribosomal subunit protein uS7. Gene Ontology annotation, molecular function: RNA binding; structural constituent of ribosome. The record is from RefSeq and is a predicted model, not a curated record. NCBI's taxonomy places the organism in Eukaryota, Metazoa, Arthropoda, Insecta, Hemiptera, Aleyrodidae. Gene Ontology annotation, cellular component: small ribosomal subunit. Gene Ontology annotation, biological process: translation.
CAAGAUGGCGGAACCGGUCACUUCAUAGGCCUACUCAAAUCCCUCUGUCUCACUCGUUCCUUGCGUUUUCGGACUGCCAUGUGCACAGCCACCGUUUACGUUUUAUAAAUUUUCUCUUUCUUUUUUGGAUUUUGACAACCGCAGCCCUCUUCAAGUAAACUAAUCAACCAUGGCCGAUGACGAUUGGGGAAUCGAUGAAUCCACCACUGUAACCUACACUACCCCUGCUGCUGCUCCCCCAGCAGCUGAGCUGCCAGAAAUCAAGUUGUUCGGCAGGUGGAGCUGCGAUGAUGUAGAAGUGAACGAUAUGUCUCUGCAGGAUUACAUCGCUGUCAAAGAAAAGAAUGCAAAGUAUUUACCUCACUCUGCCGGACGGUUUGCAGCAAAGAGAUUCCGCAAAGCUCAGUGUCCUAUUGUUGAGCGACUGACGAAUUCUCUGAUGAUGCACGGUCGCAACAACGGUAAAAAGUUACUGGCUGUUCGAAUUGUGAAACACGCUUUUGAAAUCAUUCACCUCCUGACUGGAGAGAACCCUCUUCAAAUCCUUGUACUCGCUAUCAUCAACUCAGGACCCCGUGAGGACUCAACCCGUAUCGGUCGUGCUGGUACUGUCCGAAGACAGGCUGUGGAUGUGUCACCUCUGAGGAGAGUCAAUCAAGCUAUCUGGUUGCUGUGCACAGGAGCUCGUGAAGCAGCCUUCAGAAAUAUCAAGACAAUUGCUGAGUGUUUAGCUGAUGAAUUAAUCAACGCUGCUAAGGGUUCAUCAAACUCUUACGCCAUCAAGAAGAAGGACGAGUUAGAACGUGUCGCCAAAUCCAACCGAUAGAAUAAGACUUUGUUAAUUUUUAUACAAUUAAAAAAAAAUUCAAAAUACAGCUUUGCUUAUUUUGACCAAAA